AUGGUGCACUGUCUCAGUAUUGCCCAAGGGCGGCCGGAUCGGUGUGCAAGUCUAUAUGCGUGCAUCAAAGUCGACCUAUGCUUGCUUGUGCACUCCACAACUCGUGCAUCCGUUGAUCUUCCGAGCACGUUGUCUUGCCACAUCACCUCCAUCUCCCCGGGGCUUGCACUACGCGACGGCAACGCCGCAGCGGAAUACACGCACGCCGUGCUUGUGCACACGGCAAGCUUAUCGCCCGUUGAGAGUUCGGAGCUCGCCCUCUUCCAGUUCGUCGGACGCCGAACUGCCCGGAUGAGCCCCAGCAACUUAUUGCAUAGUGUCCAGGAGAGGCUGCAGAAGGUCAGGAACAACUUUGCGCAAAAUCCCGAGCCGCGAAUUGAACUUGAUUACGUGGAGCUCAUCAGUCCGUUCCGGACAUAUAGAGCAUCACUUGUCCCAUAUGCACUGGAGAACCUGACGUGA
Molecule: messenger RNA, 462 nt
Organism: Diaporthe amygdali
Lineage: Eukaryota; Fungi; Ascomycota; Sordariomycetes; Diaporthales; Diaporthaceae
Exons: 3
Coding region: 1-462 (153 amino acids)
Source: RefSeq, a predicted model, not a curated record